Molecule: messenger RNA, 1554 nt
Organism: Mycena indigotica
Lineage: Eukaryota; Fungi; Basidiomycota; Agaricomycetes; Agaricales; Mycenaceae
Exons: 3
Coding region: 1-1554 (517 amino acids)
Source: RefSeq, a predicted model, not a curated record
AUGGCCAGUAGUGCUGGGGAAGUCGUAUUACCUGUUUCAGAGAGUCCAGUCCUGGAACUCUUGGACAACAACGUUGAACCGACCGCGGAGCAAAUUGAGUUGGCUCGCUCGGCAAUUCUCCGGGCAAAGUCUGCCCUGGAGAGUCUGGAUAUAACGUGUCAAGGCAAUGCCGAAACACAGCGUCGUUUGUUGGGCGACUUCAUCGCUUCGCAUGAGCGAGUUCUUGCUCCAAUUCGCCAGUUGCCGACAGAACUAUGUCACGAAAUUGCCUCUCAUCUCUCCUCUCACUCUGAACGGGACAAACCUGACGAACUAUGGGCGCUAGCUAGCAGCUGUCGUUGCUGGCGUGAAAUUUUGAAGGAUAUACCGCGCCACAUCGGUGCUGUCUGGUUUAGUAAUUCAUCAUCCUCGUUAGAGAUCCACAACACAAUUCGAUCGACUCUUGGCCAGGUCAAUGCGACUGGAAUAGCUGCCUUCACUUUUUUCACUCAGUAUAUUAUCUACCCUUUUCUCUCCAAGAUUCUCCCCCACAUCAUCCAACGAGCAAUAUCCCUCCGUAUGGACGUGUCCGGUGGCUUACUGGAACACAUCAAUUUCUUUGCGGCCGGCCAACCCUUCGUCAAUGUCCGCCUCUUGUCAUUAUUCCCUCAUCACAUGCAUAUCAACUCGGGCUCUCCUGUUCUGGUCAAUCUUUUGUUCUUGUUCCCCAGCGUCAAUCAUCUCCGCAUUAACGUGCCUCAUGGUAUGAACCCCCAUGUCCUCUGGAGUAUCUUACCACAACUCCAAACUUGCGAAGUCUAUCACAGUCGACUUGCGGAUAUUCUGCCAUAUGCCGCUGGCUCUGGCACACCAUUAACGCUGACGCGCUUGGCAUUUAUCGAAUGCGAGGGUGACUCCCCGAGGCCGAAGAGCUGUAACCUUGGUAGUCAACAACUUGUUUUCCAGGACUGCUAUCCAAGCUUCAUCUCAGACAUCAUGAAACUGGUCGUUCCCGCGCCGCUGCAGAAACUCGUUAUUCAAAUUCCUCACGAUAUUCAAUCUGUCUCUAAUAAUCCCAUCCAUGCCGCCACAUAUCUUGCAGAGGCCGCAAGAUACCUUGACCGCUUCUCGAACAUCACAGAACUCACCAUUUCGUUGCAUAUGCAUGGGACUAUCUCGGCAAAAGUAGUGAUCGAGCGCACAAUAGGAGGCCUGAAGACCGUCCUGGAAGCAGCGCAUUCUUUAAACUGUCUCACCCAUCUUCGCCUGGGACUCGCCCCCUUGAGUGUCCCUACACCAGUGCUGGAAAUUCUCGCCGACGAGCGUCUCAUGCCCCAUAUUCGCGUGCUCAGCCUCAGCGAGUGCAAAUACUUCAAGGUUGCCACUCUCAGGGCAAUCAAUCGAGCCCGCAAUCAUCGCUUAGGGCAAGACCACAGGUUGGAAAAGCUGGUGGUAGAUACGCUGCAGAUGAUCCAACCGCCAGAGUUGCUGACGGAGUUGAGGAACAGUGGGUUACAAGUGGUUGCUUCUGCGCCGAGUCAGCCUAGUAGUGUUGUUUUUGAGCCCGAGCGAUGA